AUGGAUACCCUGAAAGUCCCCGGCUUCGUGUCCCCAUCCGGCUCGGCCUCAGGUUCUGGCAGCUCUGGGACGUCGGUGUCGGACUACUGGAGCCAAUCCUCGGAGGGGGCCGAUUCGACCAAGGCGGUGUCACUUAAAGUCCCCACGUCGCGCCCCUUCUUGACCAAGCACCCCAAAUCCGGGGGGCCCUUUCGGGGACUCGGGCAGUCGACGACCUCCCCGACCGCGAUUUCUCGCCUGCGCCGCGAUCCCUUCUUAGAGUCACUAUCGAUGAUGAAAGUCAUGAGGCAGAUGCCAAUCAAGGCGCUUCGCAAGUUUCCGGUUAUGGACAGGAAGGACUCUGAGUGCCAGUGUCCCAUCAAGCAGCGACCUCGUCCUUGCAACCUCAUCGAGCAACCCGGAGCCAAUUUCUACGGGCCCCUGGACGCCAAAAAUCCGCUGCUUAUCUCCUUCCAGAAGGAGCUGCAGGGCGUGCUGGACUUCCUCAAGAGGAAGCAGAGCCAGACCCACACUCCCGAGGAGUACCAGGAGUACCAGCAGCGCGGUACCUUCACCCUGUUCAAUAUCUGGUUCAAGUAUCAGAACCGCCUGCCACCCCAGUAUUACCAUGAGCAUCUUUUGAAGACUGGAGACGGCCUUUCUCAAACAAAAGAAUACAAACUGGCCUUAAUUCAAUGCUAUGGGAAGUAUCUUAGCCAGUUCAAUCCCAGUCUCGAUGAAAGUGAAAUGAACGUGUUGAUUUUCAAAAAAGUCUUUUUCUCCAAAGGCGUCAAUGAUGAAAGUGCCAAACUUACAUUUCACGCUCUGCAAGGGAAAUGUAUUAGCCAAUACCAAAUUAUCUGUGCCUCGGAUCCCUGUUUCAAGAAUGAGCAGUCUGCGGAACAGUGCUUCAAGAUUCUGUCGGUUUUUCGGCUCAUGAUGCAGAUAGCCCUGCCCUACGAACGCCUUUGCUGGAUUGUGUACAACGGUUCAAUUCACAUUUAUACAAUUUGCAGGAAGCUGAUGACCAUUGGACAGUCUGCUAAGGCCUUGGAAUUCUUGCUCUGGGCAAGUAUUUGUAUGGAAUCCUCUAUACCCCUCUUAGCAGUAAGCUAUCUCACUUGGAGAGCUACCCUUUAUACAGCUGUUUGCCAGUGCUACUAUGACUGCCAUGCUGGAAUGCAGGGAGAGAUAUUCGCUCGGCGAGGUUUGGGAAAAAUUGAUGAUUUAUUACACCUACAAGUAAUGAGCAUCACACCACCACAGGAGGAAGAAAGAAAAAAAUUUCGAGAGGCCACCAUCAAGAUGGCGGUGAUGAUCUUUAAGAGAGCAGUCUUUGAACCUCGAAGGAAGAAUAAGUCUUAUGUAAGAACAAAACUGAGGCUGAACCUACGGGAAGCACAGAAUUUGCAAUGGCCACGCACUACCACAGAGAAGUUGUUGACUGAGAUGUUUGAUUGCGGAUCGGCCCAGUUUUUGGCUAUCUUGGAAGCCCUUUCUGAACCAAAUAGGAAAGUGUUACAAACUGGUCACAUUUCAGAGGAAAUAGAAGUUCGUGAGGUCAUCGCUGAGCUCUUCAUGGCAGCAGGCGAGCUUUUAUCAGAUGUAUGUACUGGCCAUAGUCCCUGUGGGAAACCUAGUUUUUCCAAAAACAUCUUCCUAAAUUUUUCUCAAAUGAAACUCUCCAUCGAUGGGAAACAAGGCGUUUCUAUAGCUGCUGCAGUGAGGUUGAUAAAAUUAGCUUUCACCUUUGAGGAAUGGCAUCUCUUUAAUGCUGCUGUUCCUCAUUUUAUCGGCUUUCUUCAGGUUCAGAGUGACCCAGACUUGCAGAAAGCCAAGAUGGAUUUAAUGCUUCUGGCUGCGAUGGAGCCGCUAAUUAAUGUGAAGCGGAAUAAAGGCUUGAACUAUGCAGGUGAAGGAGGCAGCGGAACUACUGAAGGACCUCGAACCUCAGGGAAAAAAAUUGUGUUUCAAGAAACUUUCGCAUUAGCUGGAAGCUAUUCUGAUGAUAUUUUCCAUUUGGCAUCGAUGCUAUUUUCCUUCAUUUGUUCAUCUACUGAGAAAAUUCGACCUGAUGAAGAGAUUGUGGUUGACCUGAUAAUGUUCCUGUGGCAGAAAUGCAAAAUGGGAAUCCAGAGGAUCUAUUCGGCAAGAAUGGACUAUUUCAAGUUUGUCCAGAAAGUCAAAACUAACAAAUGGAUGCAGCUGCUUUGGCAGAUAAAUGAAAUGAUUAGUACUUGUCAACCAGAAGACCUCAACCCUGUGUUUGUAGCUGAAGUUGCAUUACGACUAAGUGAAAUACUGGAGAUUUUAGGAAAGCCAGAAAAAAAAAGCCUUGGCAGCACAAGCAGAACAACUGUAGAAUUCCAGCAAGUUCCUGACAUUUUCCCACUAUUUAAGAAAACACCUGAAGAGCAGUUACUUUUGGCUCAUGAAACUCUUGAGAAGGCAAUUAAUGUGAUGGGGCUAUACCGUACCAAAACUACAUUGCCUAAUGGAAAAUCAGUAUAUGACCAUUGUCAUAUCAAGGUUAUGCCUCCAACAGAAGGUGGAUCCACCGGCAAGCCAAUCACUGACAAUAGUUUCAUGAUGGACUUGCAUCUAGAACUCCUUUUGACUCAGCACCGGAUAGCUGUUACACUCAUUGAUCAACUCAAAGCUUGGAAUUCUUCUCCCAAAUCUGACCAUCCCAAAGAAGAAGAAACUACUACUACUAGUCAUUUCACAGAAUCCUACAUACUGGGCAAAAUCAAUAAGAAUGAGUUAUCCAAAUCAGUCUUCUUAAUGAUGAAAGCUCAGCAACUAUUUGAGAAAGAUGACUCUCAGGUCAAUAAGUUACUGGAGGAAUCGUUGUUCUUAAUUAGGAAGAUUGAAUCAGAGCAAAAAAACCAGUAUUCACAAGAGAAGAGUACAGAAGCUGAACACCCCCAGAGAAAAGUUCCUUCUCCUCCCAUACUGCUUUCGAGAACUCAUUGUUCAGUGACAUUUAAACCUGCUCCAUUUUCUUGUGGAGAACAGGUCGCUUGGUAUACCAUUUUGGGGCGUAGAGCGGAAAAAUGCAUGAAAAAAGUAAGAUUGAGUGACCAUACUCUUCUAAACUGUGGAGAACCAGUACCUGCUAAUGAUAAAACCAUUUUAGAAGUUGUUGGAUUGGAGCCCAAUGAAAAAUACAUAUUUGCUCUUGCUGGUUAUUGCUCUGCUGGAACACUUGUUGGGCAAGGAAUUGGAGAGACAUCUAAGCCUGUUCUGAUUUACAUGCCACUUUCUACUAUUACUAUGCGCUUACAUAUGACUGAGAUUGCCUUUCAACUCGGUAAAUAUUCAUUGGCCAAGAAAGCCUUUGCACCUGUUUGGGACUAUUUUGUCGCUCCUCCUCCUCCAGAAAAUCCAUACAUUUUUUCUUUAAGUAGCAUGUUAACUGUCACACCAUUCAGGUUACAUCUGGAAACUUUGUCAGAGUCUUCAUCAAUCCUCUUAUACUAUUUCAUCAGAUGCAUUUUCGUAAUAAGUAAUAUUAAUAUCAUAGAAAAAAAGCUCUACUGUGAUACAAUUAGGGGAGAUGAGGUUUUCACUUGUCAACAGGUUUUCAGACUACUUGAAUGUCAGAGAAUCCUUGUGGUAAUUGAACUUAGUACCUACGUAAAUAAUUUUAGUUAUUCCCUACAAGCUGUUGUUCACUGCUAUGGUCUCCUGGCUCCUCUAAUCUUUCACAAUAUUGUCCUGGUACCAAUAAUCCAGAUCCUAAUUAAGUGUUUGGUAAUUUUGCAAGAAAUCCCAGGUGUUACCUUUCCAAAGAGACAGAUGGGGAAUUUUGAGUCUACUCAGCAUAUGAUUGCGUGCUCUGUUUAUUACACGGCAAAGGUGUUACGUUCAUGGAAGGAAUUGGACCUUGCUGUGAUUAUUAUAAAUUUGGGGAAAAAGUUGCUGGACACCUCACAAGGGUUAUUUUCAAAUGUCACUAAAGCUGCCUUUAGUGAUGAUGAUCAAGAUGACUUGUCAGAGGAGACCUACUCGACUAAGAAAGUCAAGAGAGUCAAGGGACAAAUUGCCAUACUGGACAAAAUCAGUGAACAGCUCAACAUCAUGGAAACUCAACUACUCAAACUGACGAAACAAAGUCCCAUGUAUGAGCUCUCAGGAACAGAAGAUCCCUUUUUCCUCUACCCAAUAAUUCUAACUUGGAGUCUCAAAACUGCGAUGAGGGAAGUAAUGAAAUUCAAGAGUAAACCUCGUUUUCUGGAAUUCUUUGUUCAAGUUAUGACAAAAUGUCUUACUGAAGAGAAAUUUCACUAUGUGGUGGAAUUGGCAUUUUCUGUUCAAAGCUUCCUAAAAAGGAGAAAUGGCACUUUGCUUGGAGCAAAGAGAUCUCCAGUUCUUCAAAAUCUUCCAGCUACUGAAGAACCAAAGAAGUACAAGGCAGCUGCCAUGGAGAUUCAAAAAACUACAGAUUUAACUCUUGGGAAGACAAAAUCAAAGAAAAAAGGUGCUCUGCAAGAGUAUUUUUCCAAGCAUCUCUCACUUUCUGAAUUGCCAGAUUUGGAAAAAUUUAAAAGAGCUGAUGUGAGAAAAGUAGCUCUAAAAAUCCUAUCAGAACUUAUGGCCCCAAAACUAAGUCGUUAUAUAAAAAGGAAAAGAUUGCAUCGAUUAUUUAUUGAAGAGUUACCCUGGAGGUCUCAGAUGAAUGUUCAUUUGGCGGAAGCUCACUUCAACUUAUUCAGAAUCAGACUCAUGGAGCGUAAGAAGGUUAAAGCUUGCACUUCACAAAAUACGAUGAGCUUCCGAAUUUUAGACCCAGAAAUCUUCUCAUUGUACAAUUCUGGGACAUUGUUAGUGGAUGAAAACUUAAAUCCAGAAAAUUACAAAGCAUUGCUUGAUUUCAUGCAUUCAAGAAAAAUGAGAAAGACCAAUCUCUCAGAGGCCACUGAAAUUCCUUAUGGUGGUGGGGUCAGAGUGAGUGAAGACCCCCCUAAAUUGAUAAAUGCAAAUGACCAGGAUCCUACUAAAGAGAAAACAGCACAUUUUGGAAUCGUAGAUCAUUUUAUCAGGACCUUUGUUCACUGCAAAAGAGCAUUGGUUCUUGCUCAUCGUGGUGGUUACUGGACCUUACUUCAGAAUGUGACACGGGCUCUUUGGAAUUACACCAUGGAGAUGCAGGUGCUCUAUAAGCAGGCGCAUUCUCUUUCCAAAACAUUCCCUUUCAGCAAGGAUAUUAUGAUAUGCACCUUUGUGUUGCCAUUUUCUUUGGCAGCAGAUGCCCUCAUUGACAUGCUGAUAGACCUGCAGAACAGCAAAUCUCUUAAGAUUGUGGAUGACUGUAAAGAUUUCGGAGUUCCAAGUGCUUUUGGGAACAUCACAGAGGAUAAUGGUGGCUUCAAUCUGACGUUUGAAGAGCCUUUUGAUGAUAUGAAUUUGGUUGACUUGAAGUUCAUUUCAGACUUCAUUUUUAAGACUUUGGAAAUCUUGUACAGAGUGGGAAAAUGGGAAACACUAAUAUAUAUUGCCCUUCAGUUCAAUGAAGUGACACACGAGAGAUACACGGAGCAAGUGAUGCCAUUGUUAAUCUAUUCUCAAAGACAGCUUCUGCAGAAACUCCAGAAAAAUAGUGUGCAGCAGACAAAUGAUGCAGAAUGGCAGUUUGAGGACAACGUAAACCUCCGAGACAUUAUUGGGAAAUUGCCCCAUCCUUCUUUUCUGAAGACUGUAAAGGACAAGUCUAAAGGCUUUAUUAAUUAUGAGCAAGGUGCAGUUCAUUCAGAGGUGUACAUUGCAAGUAGAAUAGUGUCUGUGCCCCUGAAUGUGAAAGAAACUUUGAAGAUCUUUAGAGAAACCUUGACGAAAUCUAAGUACCACAGCAGAUCACUGAGAUAUAGCAGAAAAUUGCUCUCUUUGUUACUGGCCCACACACAAGAAACCCGUGGAGGAAUAAACAAUCCCAAAUUUAUGUAUGGAAAAGUGGAAUUUAGCCUUGGAACUGAUGAAAUAUAUUUGCCUACACCCCCUGAUCUUUUUAAUGAAAAGUUCAGUGCUUCUGUUACAGUACAGAGCACGAAACUUUCUCCUUUCCAAUUUCAACUUGUUAUCACUUCUUAUGAGAAAACGAUUGAUAUUCUUGAAAUCAGCAAUCAAACAGAUCUCAAGAUACAGGCACUACAUGAGCUUGGAAAUCUUCACAUCUAUGCAGAAAACAGAAGGGCAGCUUUUAAAUGCUGGAGUCAAGCUCUUGAUGCCAUAUUAAAAAAAAAAGAUGUUCUACAUACUUGGAAAGAAAUUGUCAGCUCCACCCAAAAACCUCUUGAUGCCCUUGUGGGUUCAAACUACAUCGAUUAUAGUGAAGAUUUUCUGUCAAAAGCUGGCAUUUGGGGAUGCUUGCAGGGAGGAGUCAUAACAGCAAAGAUGGCCCAAUACAUUUUAACAUCAAAUAUGAACGAGAGGAUUGAAUGUUGCAUUUUCUCUUCAUUUUUUUUUAAGGCUCUACUUAGAACCUCUCUUGUCCAUCCCAAACAUGACCAUGAGUAUGCCCACUAUGAAAUCACCCAACUUACUCCAGGGCUGGAUCUCUUCAGCGACCGAUACAGAGCAGAUGUGUCUGUUGUCCUCAGCAGCCUGAGUUACCUCUGUUAUGAACUCCAUUCUGUCCACCAUGACCUUAUCAUUCUGCCACUUAUUUCAUUAAACCAUUACUUUGUCUGUGAAGUUUGCCAAGAUAUAUUUAAAACCAUAGAUACAAGGAUCCUUAAGACAGAAAUCCUUAUUGACUUAGGAUUCCUUUCUGAAGCUUAUAAUGAAAUGGUCAGUCUUUAUACUGGAAAAAACAUCCCCACUUCCCUGCCUUUAGGCUAUAAAAUUCCGAAAAUUAAGCACAUGCAGCCAUUUGAACCAGGACGCUCUUGUUUGAGCAAAGAAAAUGUACAGGCCCUGGAAGAUUUGAUGAAUCAAGGCAUCCCUUUCUAUAUAAUUUUGAUUUGCCAACCAGCUUUCUCCUAUAAGUUUACUUUGGUCAAAAUGCGCUUUUUAAUCAGUUUGGCUGCAACAAUAAAUUGCUUCCCAGAUAAUGAUACGAAAGCAUUCUUCCAGGACUUUCCCCCAAAGGGCAAAUUAAAUGCUUCAUUCCAUAAAGUUACACAUUCUUGCCCUGAGGAUUUUACAACCAUCUCUCAAGAGACAGUUCAAUUUGACCUCAACACAGCCGAGGGAACACAGAGACCUCUGGACAAAGGCACUGACUAUCAAAAGCAAAGAGCCUAUGAGGCUAUGAGGAAGAUGCUGAUGGUGGACCCAGAAUAUUUAAAGGAUGAAACCCCAGCAAAUGUUAAUCUGACCAAGGCAAAAGAAGAGUUGUCUCCAGGUAAACUAAAGGGGAUUUUAUUGUCAGAAGCUGAGGAAAAGCUUCUCAUGCUAAUAGAAAAUGCAGAGUCAUUGAGCCACAAGAAGAUAACUCAGUUUAGCCCAGUAGACUUGGAGAUUAUGCUGGAAGUCAAGUUACAGCUAGCUGCUAUCGCGAUGCAGAGACAACAAGCACCAUUAAGCACUUCAAUAGCUUUCACUACAAUUAAAAUUCUUCAGGAUGCAGAAAUUUUCAAGAAGACUAAAGAAGAGCUGGGUGUGAAUGAUGAUGAACUGGAUGCCAUGGAGUCUACGGACAUGUUGGCCCGAGACCGUCUGAACAUCCAUCUAUGGCUAAAGUGUCGUCUGGCCUUGGUGGUGGCCUCUGUGGCCCACAUCCGUGGCAUGGGAGUCGUGAAAGAAAAUGAGGUGACUGAGUGCAGAUUUUUGAUAAAUGAAGUAUUUGUGGAGGCUCAAAACUGGAAUGAUACUGAGAUGCAAGCAGAAGUCAUGGUGCAGGCCAUCAAGCUUGACCUGCAAGAAAGAUAUUCUGCAGCCAACAUCAUAGAACAUUUGAAGGAUAUAAGAGGAUUACUUGAAGGAAAAUCCUUUGUCUCUCCUCGAGGCUCUUUAAUACUUAUGAAAAGCCUGCUGUUAAUGGAUGACUUAAUGAAAAUUGAGAUGCCCCAGGAAUAUCUCUUUCUUAAAAAUGAAAAUCUUAAUUUACUAAAUCAGGCUCACACACUUAUUAUUGGACAGGCUCUAUCUUUGGGCGAACAUAUUUUAUUGCCUUCUUCAGACACUGAAUAUGCAAAUAUCAUCUACCCUUUGAAAAACAUUUAUUUUCCAUAUAUCAACUUACUUGCAAAAACAAAAAUGAGAAUUGGGCAUAUGUUAGCCAAGAGCAUUGCUACCUGCAAGACAAAAGAACCUAGUAAAUGGGAACCCGUUCGUCAUCUCUUUGAAAUGGCAUUGUAUCUUUGUAGGGCAGCUGCAAAGAAAGAAUGUGAAUUGGAAGCUGAAAUUCUUUUUGAGAAAGGCAAAGUAGAACGUCAAAUGGUUGUUGUAGAAGACAAAAAGCCCUUAAAGGGUGAUCUUUUGGAAGCUAUAAAAAUAAGCCUGAAAAAUGAUGAAAAUUCAGGGUUGAUAAGGAAAGCCUAUCUGGAACUUGCCCUGUUAUAUUUACUUGUGUGGAAAUAUAAGAAAAAUGUUUCGAAAGUUAAGAUUCUUCCCCAAGUCCAAAGUACAUCAAAGGAAUCACUAGAAGAGAAAGCUGAAAUUUUCUUCGCAAUGUCCUGGAUAGCAAUCCGAGCUGCUUCACAGGUCAGUGAAGCUACAAUAGCAGCUAAGAAGCUAACUGGGGAAAAGAGUGUGAAGACCGAGAAAAUGGAUAUGCAUGCCUAUCAGAAUAUCCCUGACUUUGCUCGUGCUGAUAUCACUUGUACCUAUGUAGAUUAUUUGACUGCUAACUAUAAGACUUGCGCCAAAACUUCUUAUACCACUCCGAGUGACUCUGGAAGUUACUUAAGUAUGGAACAAGAUCUGUAUACCAAUCCCAGUGAAGAAAAUGAGGAGCCCUGCCAGAUGGAGAUCAUGUGGGUCCAUCUGGCCCGUUACUACACUCACCUGUUAAGAGUUAACAAUAUGAAUACCCUGCUUGCUCCUCAAAAGCCGAUUUUCUUAACAGAUGAAAUAUUCUACACUUCUAUUUUCAAUGAAGAUCUGAUUAUACGUCAGAAAGAGAUGAAGCGUUUCCUCAAAAAAUUCUUAAGUGUUUUUAUUUCAGCCUGUUUAGAGCCUUUUCCCAAAGACCUCAUUCUUGGAAUAGAAAAACCAACCGUUCCUGAUAAUUCCGAACUUAGGCAAUCACUUAAGACAUUUCAUGAUGUGAACGCUAUAAUAGAAAAAAUAGUUAUCACUAAGAUCAACCCAAUUAUCCUUCCUCCAACUCCUCCAGAGGUUCAGAUGGAUUUUGCUAUAAAUGCAGAAAGCACAGAUCUUUGCUUCCAGUGGUACCUGCCCCCUCUAGAAAAACCUCCCACGGAUAAAGAACCCAUGGUCAUGUUGUUGUAUGCCUAUAACACCAAACCUGUCAACAUUAAUGAUAUCCAUGAAUUCAUUAUCUCCUCGAUAUUUCCUGGAUUUUUGUGGCUUCCUCUGAACAACUACAGAAUGACAGAGGUGGAGAUGCUUUUCAAGACCCCUUCUUGCCCUGAUGAGUAUUCUCUGACUGUGUUUUAUCAGAGUUGCACUGAAAUAGCAAGACUGCUUUCAAGAAAUGAAGACAUAACCCUAAUAAGUGAGGUUCCAUUUGAAGAGUCUUUGCCAACUAUACAGAAGCUGGAGAUGCUUUUCGACCCCGCCAAUGGCUCUAUCUUAAAGACAGAAGCCAUUUUCAACUGGAUCACGUCUUUUCUUCCAUCUAUAUAACCUUUUAGGGAGCAGAACGAAUGCCAUAGUGUCUUGUUCUGAGUUAGCUUGAAAUGAUUGUCAGCAUUCGUCCCCUUAUCUCUUUGUAGACAAUAAAAUAAAGGGUGUCUUCCUUCUUGCAAAAUGUAUGGUUUUUUAUUCUUCAAUGAUGCAAAGCAUCGAGUUCUUUAAAAUCAAGUUCAGAAAAUAGACGUUAAUUACUUUUUUUGUUUUAAAUUCCAAAGCUACUGUUAAAACUGCCAUUCCCCUCCAAA
Gracilinanus agilis (Agile Gracile Mouse Opossum) is the source of this 9986-nucleotide messenger RNA. RefSeq names its product cilia and flagella associated protein 54 (gene CFAP54). Gene Ontology annotation, biological process: cilium assembly. The coding region runs from base 1 to 9732 and encodes 3243 amino acids. The transcript has 70 exons. Lineage: Eukaryota; Metazoa; Chordata; Mammalia; Didelphimorphia; Didelphidae. The record is from RefSeq and is a predicted model, not a curated record.